AUGGAUUAUGCCACUAGAUGCAAGAACUGCAGGUUUUGUGAAGAAGCCAAGGCUAAGGUGAAACCAGCUACAUCACAUGACUGCAGGAAAAAUCACGAAGGCUCUUCAAAGUCAAUGGAAAGUUCUGUUGCAUGUGAACUAUGGAUCAAAGCACCAUUAUCAAACACAAGAUAUACCAUAUACAUUGGUGAUGAUGAUACAACGACACUAAGCCACAUGCAUGAGAAAGUACCCUAUGAUGUUGAGAAAUGGUCUGACAUUACACAUGCAAAAAGGUCUCUAACAACCAAAUUAUAUAACAUUAGCCAAGGAAACAAGUUUAAAGACCGUUUUCCACUUUCACAAAAAGUUAUCAACUAUCUUGCAAAAUGUUUUAGUUACUGUGUUGCUCAGAACAAAGGAAAUCCUUCGCAGCUUAAGAAAUCUCUGUCACAAUUGUCCCACAUGCCUUUGGUGACCACACUUUAUGCGACUCAUCUUGGUGCAGAUUUAUUGAGAACCCAGCUACCUACACACACAAUGAUCUGCCACACGGUAAAGACCUCCAUGGUGAACAACUCAAGAAAGUCUUAACAGAACUCUUCAAUGAAUAUUGUACUGACACUGUUAUAUCAAAGUUAGCUCCUUGUGCAAACUCUCAGAGAAAGGAAUCACUAAACAGUGUAAUUGGCACAAAGAACCCAAAGACAAGAUAUGGUGGCAGCGAAAGCAGUGAUUUUCGUGUUGCAUGUGGAAUCGCACAAGUAAAUGUUGGAUAUGGCUACAUAAGCAAUACAUUGGAAAGACUAAAUAUUGAACCUGGAGAAUUUUGCACAACUUAUGUGACUAAUAUGGACAAAAAAACAGCCACUGCCAAAUGA
Paramuricea clavata is the source of this 860-nucleotide messenger RNA. The record is from the annotation of a GenBank genome assembly. NCBI's taxonomy places the organism in Eukaryota, Metazoa, Cnidaria, Anthozoa, Malacalcyonacea, Plexauridae.